This is a messenger RNA of Schistocerca americana (American grasshopper), 1673 nucleotides long. Its product is annotated as coagulation factor X. Lineage: Eukaryota; Metazoa; Arthropoda; Insecta; Orthoptera; Acrididae. Gene Ontology annotation, molecular function: serine-type endopeptidase activity. Bases 1 to 1452 code for a protein of 483 amino acids. Gene Ontology annotation, biological process: proteolysis. The transcript has 7 exons. The record is from RefSeq and is a predicted model, not a curated record.
AUGGCUUCCAUCGCGGAGGCCCCUGCAGCUGACUGUGCCCCCGUCCAGACCGCGGGGUUUCCCCCAGCGCAGGACGGAGCAUCAACUAGCGCAGGCACGGGCUCUCCCUGUGUCUCUGCGGCCAGAGGGGCAACCGCGGGCACAUCGACCUCUCGAAUGGUCGAGUCCCGCGGCGCAACACCCGCCGAGGCCGCCGGGCCAGCAAACUCUCGCAAUGCGACCGGCGAGGCUCUCGGUGGCACACCCGACUCUUGCUGCCUCGUGUUCGGUAGUGCAGCAGCCUUCCGAAUAUUACAGAAGGUUUCGACGCGGCCGCAGGCGGGGCGCGGGGGGCGUCGGCGGCCGAGGCCGGGGGCGGCGGGGGCGGCGGGGGCGGCGUCCACGGUGUUCGUGGUGCGCGUGACGCGCGGCCUGCGCGGCUACAACAGCCGCCUGUUCGGCCGCUGGAGCCGCUGGUCCGACUGCUCAGACUCGUGCACCACGCACCGCACUAGGUGGUGCAAAAGGCCUCCUAUGUGUGGUGCCGAUAUUGUCCGGGAGGAGGCCUACUGCUACAUGGAGAACAGUAGCUGCCAGCGCUGGAUCCAGAGGCAUAUCUGGAGGCAGGUGCCCGAUGCAGAAUCUUCACAAGAGUCCGAGGAAAAUGCUCUUGAUGAUGGAAACUCGCUGGAAGCAGAGUCUGAUGACAUCUGGCAGUGUGGAGUGCCUGCAGGGAACAAAGGUAGCCCAGCCUGGUCACUCACGAGGAUUGUCGGAGGAAGGCCUGCGAGCAAAGGCAGGUGGCCGUGGCAAGUCGCUAUACUCAACAGGUACAAGGAAGUGUUCUGUGGAGGAACAUUGGUCGCUCCCCGCUGGGUGCUCACAGCGGCUCACUGCCUGAGGCGCCGCAUGUACGUGCGUCUGGGUGAACACGACAUAUCACAGCAUGAAGGCACAGAAAUUGAAUUAAAGGUGGAGGCAGCGAUCUCACACCCAUCCUACGAUGAUGAAACAGUGGACAGUGACCUCGCACUGCUCCGAUUGCCCUUUGCCAUAAGGCCCAGUCGCUACCAAGGGUUAGCCUGUCUUCCUGAACAGGGGCAAAUCCUUCCUGCUGUUGGCUCAAAGUGUACAGUGAUUGGCUGGGGGAAAGCCCAGGCUCAUGAUCCAUUUGGAACAGAUCUGCUGCAUGAGGUCCAGGUUCCUAUAGCUCGCUUGGAGUUAUGUCGUCGAGUAUAUCGUGAAUACCGGAUUACAGACAACAUGUUUUGUGCUGGUUACCUCAACGGCCGACGUGAUAGCUGUGCUGGAGAUUCAGGAGGUCCCCUUCUGUGUCGCUCUCGAGGGAGAUGGACAAUAUUUGGAAUAACAAGUUUUGGUGAAGGUUGUGGCAAGAAACGACGUUUUGGUAUUUAUACACGUCUCUCCAAUUAUGUUGAGUGGAUACGCGAUGUCAUUGGCAAUGGACAUUAGUCUGAUAGCGCCCACAGAGACCUUUGUUCUGUGUCUUAAUACUGCAUUGCCUCUAUUAUUGCUAUGAGCACUUGUGCCAGUAAACUGAGCUGAAGCAGACACUUCUGAAUAAGAAGAAAAUUGAAUCCAUCAAAUAUUUUUAUUAGUGGCUGUAUCAGCCAUGAUAAUCAUCUCACGAAACAAAAAAAAAAAAAAAAAGCAUUAUUUGCUUAAUGUAGACA